AUGGCGGCCAUCUCCCAGUUCCCGUUCCCCAUCCCCACAAUCACUCCUGAAGACCUCGCAGCCUUCGACGAAACCCACUUCUCCCCCACCGCCCACACCCACCUCACCGCAAACUUCCUCCCCCCUCCAGACCCCUCUGCCGCCGCCGCCCCUGCCGAAGAUGAAGAAGACACCCUCGGCUACUACCCCGACGGCACAAAACGCACCCUGACCGACACGCAGAUCAGCAUCUUUCGGCACAGCGAGAUCCAGGACCUCCUCCGCCGAAAACGCCACAACCGUAACCGCCGCCGCAAGUUCCGCGAGCGCCAGGCUGCCCAGAAAGCCGCAGAAGCGGAUGAAGUCCGCGCGCAAGCUGCUGCUGAAGCGGCUGCCGCGAACCCAGUCCCGCAGACCGAGGCCACUGAGGGGCAGGUGCGGAAGGGGAGGCUCGAGGCCGCCAUCUGGGCGAGCGCCAUGCAGUGGGACGAGCAGGAGGGGGGUAAUCAGGGGAAGGACCAGCCCCCAGUUGAGGAGCCGAAGGUGCUCGGCAGGGUAGAUAGGGCGUCAGGUAGGGAGUUUUUGUGGCCGGCGAUUGAGAGGUAA
Morchella sextelata is the source of this 585-nucleotide messenger RNA. RefSeq lists its product as uncharacterized. The coding region runs from base 1 to 585 and encodes 194 amino acids. Lineage: Eukaryota; Fungi; Ascomycota; Pezizomycetes; Pezizales; Morchellaceae. The transcript has 3 exons. The record is from RefSeq and is a predicted model, not a curated record.